Rhopilema esculentum is the source of this 5162-nucleotide messenger RNA. RefSeq lists its product as uncharacterized. NCBI's taxonomy places the organism in Eukaryota, Metazoa, Cnidaria, Scyphozoa, Rhizostomeae, Rhizostomatidae. The record is from RefSeq and is a predicted model, not a curated record.
CCUAACCCUAAUGAUAACCCUAACCCCCCUUUGGCUUGUAGCCUCUGUGUUCACCUGUGGUGUCCACCAGAGAGAAUGGGGCUUCCUCGGCAUUGACAUCCCCUUCGGGAGUAAUUAGAAGGGAGAUUUGGCGCAUUUAUUUGAACACAGGAUUUGUAAAUUUGUGAAAGAUGAAUGAAAUGGUUUCACUGGGCGAAUUACCUGCUACCAUAACAAAGGAACUAUUUUGAUUCCUGAUCCUGCUUGUUUCGGGAGAUUCAAAGAGGAUGAAAUCCAACAGAAAGCUUGAAUAAAAUUCUCUGUUAUGAUGUAUAGGCAAGUCGAGCUGGCUCACUGGCCUUGAACAAAAUAGGAGGUCUUAGUCAAUGGGAGAUAUCUUCCGUUGAACUCUUUGCUGGAAGUUGAAAACGAUUCAAGCACACUACUUCUACACAUGUCCAUAUUUGAAAACAUUUGACAAGACCACAGUUAUCUGUGACAAGAAGCUGCAAAAUGACCGGGGAGCCGAGUGACAUUGAUGAGGGCUGGAAAACCUUUUCAAAAAGAGUCGAAAAUGGAUCAAAUUGGCCAUGGAAACAAAACAGCAAGAUUGACUGUCUCAUUGAUGAGGUAGAGGAAAACUGCUCUCAGAUAGAUGCUGAAUUGCAAAAAACAAGAAAAAAGUUAGAAGAAUUAAGAGUUCUUAGAUACGAGGAAGCACACGAACUUAAGAAGAGGAUAGAAGAACUCGAAAAUGAGAUAACAAGGAAAGAAAAAAAUUACGAAGAAUAUAAACUGCAAGUCAAGAUACACGAAGAGGCACGAGAUAAACUUCGUGUUGAACUUAAUGAUGCUAACCAAAAAGUAAAGGAAUCUGAUAAUUUGUCGAGUCUUGCUCGUAAAGAAUUGAAUGAAUUACAAGCACGGCUCAGCGAUGAGACCUUAGAACGGGUUUCAUUGUCAAAGCAGUAUGAUGAAUUGAGAGAGCAGUUCGCAGCUAGUGAAAAGGAAAAGCUAGAGCUCCAGUUGAAAGUCAGUGCAAGCGAAGAUCUAAUUUUUAAAUCGGACACUAUGAAGGAGACACUGCAGCAUGAUCUUUUCGAGGUCAAAGAUAUGCUGAAUGAAUCAGAACAGAGCAAGAUUAAGCUUGAAAAAGAGCUGGGAGAAUACGAGAAGCAAGUGAAGAACCUGACAGCAGAAGCUAAUCAACAGCGGAAGAACAACUUAAUGGUAAAGGAAAAGGCCGCAAAAGACGAGAGUGUGAAUUCUGAGCUUAGAAAAGAGCUAUUUGAGUUAAAACAGACCAUAUCUCAGUUGAUGUCUGAUAGAGAGCAAUUAAAAUCUGAUGUUGGCAGAGAAAUGAGAAGAGCAAAGCAGAUGGAAAGCGAAACACAUAUGCUGGAGAACCAACUUCGGCAGGACAUUGAUGUGCUGUCGAGCUCAGAGACCAAACUGAGACAACGUUGUAGUGAACUUGAGAGUCUGCUUGGGAGUGAGGCCGGUGAGAAAGAUGAAUAUGCCAUUAAAGUUAGAAGUCUGGAAACGAGAAUGAAAGCAGUGGAAAGCCAGUUAGCUCAAACUGAAGAUGAGAAAAUGGAUUUAGAACUGCAGUUGAGCAUGAUAUCAAAGGCCAUAAAAAAGUCAUUUGGAGUAAACAUACCUGGAAAUACUAAAAGGAUGAAUAAUGCUAAAUCAAGCAGCCCAGUGAAAGAAUGGCUUGAGAAGGAUGUAGAAUCUGGUUAUCAUGAUGAUUUGAAAAUUGACCCAAGUCACAUAGAAAAGCAGCUUCGUGAUUUGGCCCAGAGGUUCUCUGAAAGUGAAGUUGAGAAGGAAGAAAUUCAAAACAAGUUAAAAUCAGCAGAACUUAGGAUAGGAGAAUUGGAAAAUGAAGUUAGAUCUUUUCAAAAUCAAUUCAAAGAAGAAGAACGAGCAUUGCAAGCCAGCGAACGGGCUAAAGAACACAUGGAAGUUCAAUUUGAUAGAACCAAAGAAACCAUUUCAUUACUUGAAAGGGACCUGAGCAGAAAAGAUCUGGAAUGGAAGGAGCUAGUGACAAAGUCUUCUGGUUUGGAAAAACAAAUCCAUCUUAAGGCAGAGGAGCUGCAAAAGGCUAAAAGUGACAUUGAACGCGCUGAGAAGGAAAAUACACGAUUGAAAGAGGAGAAGAAAGUUUUACGAGCCCAGGUCACCAAGUUUGAAACAAAGCAAGGAAAAUCAGAAAGAGCCAGGAGGACGAUUGAGGAUGAAGCACGUCACCUCCAUCAAACUGUCGAAGACUACAGUAAUGAAAAUACAAUUCUUAAAGAUCAAUUGGACAGUUUUAUCGAAGAUAAUAAAAAAUUUGCCCAUCGUGUAUUAGAGCUAGAACAUCAAAUUGACGAACUUUUAAACGGUGCAGAAGCUGGUAGGAUUGAGAAAGAGCAGCUUGAAGAUCAUAUUCGAUCAUUAGAGAACAAUAUGAAAGGGCAAGACAACACUAUACUAGAUUUAAGAGAUCAACUCAGAAGGCUAACACGGAAGAUAUCAGAUAAGGAAAGCGCAUUGCAGGCAAUGGAAAAAUCUAUGGAUACGCUUGAGAGCCAGCUUUCGAAUUACAAGCGGACAUCUGAAGAGCUAAUGGAUAAAAUCGCCUUUACAAAGGAGGUACAUCAUUCGGCUGAGCACAAGGCUGUUGAGCUUGAGGAGGAGCUUUCUAGGGUUAACAGGUCAUUCAGGGAUCAAAACAAAACAGUGGACGAGUUGCUCAACAAGGUAGGCUCACUUCAAAGUGACAAGCGUUUGCUUGAAGAGCGUAUCAUCAGGGCGGAGGAUGAGGCCAAAGUGAGCAAAGUGGCGCUUCAAGCUGUAGAGAAAAGCAAUGCCAGGAAAACUGAGGACAUUGAAAAGUACAAAAAGAGGCAUCAAAAAAUGGAAUUAGAAAUAAGUCGCAUGGACGAUUUUCUGCAAGGGCUGAGAGAUGAGAAGACUUCAGUCGAAAGAUCCAUGAAAGUUCUUGCUAAAGAAAACGAUGAACUGAAAAAAAUGGUAAAGCACAUGGGAAAGGAAGUCAACGAAGCUCAAUCGAAGAAGAAAGUGAGCAAUUUAAUUGACCAAAGAAUACAAGAAAUUGACAUAGCACAAGAAAGGUCAAAAAUGGAACAGGCGCUCAAAGAGAAGGACAUUCGGAACAAAGAGAGAAUACAGCAAGAUAGAAUGACUCGGCUUGAAGACGAGGUGGUCAAUCUCAGGCACAAGUUACUGAUAGAGCAACAGGACCGGCAGCGUUUAGAAGACACUUUCUUAAAACGGGAGGAUGAACUUGGCAAACUGAGAUACAGCUUUGAUCGUUCCCUGAACACUAUUACCGGAGAUGCUAGAAAUUUAAAAACUAUUUUAGAUGGAUCUCUAAACAAACUUGAAAAGCAUCUGAUGACAGCCCAAGGUGUCGCAGCAACUGAUUCGGAAGUGACGUCAGGAGACGAGGUCACCACAGUUCCCCCGUCCAAAGUCCGCUCAAAAGCCAAUGCUAAUGGAAUCCAUGUUCCAAGCAAGCUAGACAAGUACUUGCCUUCAACUGGAGGACACGAAUGUUCAAAAGCAUCCAAUGUAGACGAUCGCAAUACCGAUAGAAACAACAGUGUGAAAAAGAAAACCAAAUCAAGUUCUCAUGCGCAAUACAGUCAAAACGAAUCACAUUCAAAAUCCAAAACUAGUGCUUUUUCAAAUGGUUCAGCGUUACACCGACCUGUGAGGACAAGGCGUUGAUAAUUGGUAGUACUUUACAUCGUUUUAAAAUUCGUUGUGAUUUGAUCAUGAUCAUUACGAUUUUAGUGAUCAUUAAAUAGCAAAUUAUCGGGUGAACCUUUGUUUAAGAAAUUUUGUCAUAUAUGUUGCCACUUUUUGAAACGAUAGAAAAAGGAUCUGUUAACAACGGGGCUUGGCAAUGUUGUUGCCCAUUAUUCCGUUUUUAUGUUUGUUGAAGUUCAGAUCCCUUUAAAGAAAUUAGAAGAUAUUAGCCAAUCAAUGAGCAUUUGAGUGGAAUCACACUCACUGAUUGGUAAAUGCUCGAUUUAAAUAUGAAUAAGCUUCCAACAAAGGGACUGAUCUUUCCCCAGUUAGUUUAUUCAAUCUUCAUGAAGUACUUUCUUGGAACGCCUUUUUAGGUUAAUAUUACCAGUGAUAAGAAAUCUUUGUCACAUUGUAGUUCCUGUUUUAGUGACAACUGUUUCUGUUUCUGUGGGUAUUUUGCCAAACUGUUAAAUUUAUUGAAUAUCGUGAAUUAAAGCCACGACGUUCGGCUUUCUUGUAACAAAAUCUGACCAGUGUGUAACCUAAGGAACUGCCUGGUAUUGAGUGGAUUGUAUAAAAUAUUCCCUUGUUCUGUGUAUACGAAUCGAAGACCUGCAACAUCCUGUAUCUUGUUGUCUUUUAUCCCGCUGUUUGUCGAUUUGGUAAGCACAAUGAUUUUUACCACGCUUUCCAAGCGUUUCUAGAUCUCUUUUACUUUUUUUCCAACGAUGGCUACAGCUAGCUCGGUUUUGACUAUUUCGUUUCACACCCUAUUCCACUGUAAUUGGUCAUCAAUGUAUAUAAUAAACGGGGUGUAAGCACAUGACUAAGCUACGGUUGCUUUGAAACAGUUCAAUAAGUCUAUCAUAUUUUGAAAUUUCAGAAUGCCACGAAAAAGCGAAAACAUAAAGCACAUGUUGCCAUAAUAGAUAGGAGUCGCGUUUAUAGCGCCAUGUGACCGUUAGUACGUAUCUUGGCUGUCUGCAUGCUUAAACAUGCUUUAAACACAGAGCAAAAAGGACAGAUAAUGACUAUGGUUUUGCUUAAAGCAACUAAAGGUUCAAGUACAAGCAAAUGCAAUCGUUGCAAAUGCAAGCAAAAGUUGCUUUGCCAUACAAAGCUUAUGCCUAGGCCUAUUUUCAAGUUUGCUAGGAAAAGCUCCCAUUAUUCAAUUACCUUUCAUUUGAUAACUAUCCUUAGCUAUUGCUUUAGUGGUAAAAAAAAGUUCAUUGCCAGUUUUGAAUGAAAGAAAGAAAGAAAGAAAGAAAGAAAGAAAGAAAGAAAGAAAGAGAGAAAGAAAGAAAGAAAGAAAGAAAGAAAGAAAGAAAGAAAGAAAGAAAGAAAGAAAGAAAGAAAGAAAGAAAGAAAGAAAGAAAGAAAGAAAAAGAAAGAAAUGUUUUUUUAACAUUUCUCAA